GCCUACAAGUAAGUGAGCUUGCUAUUCUCCCAUGUGGGACUGCAUAGAAGCCAAAAAGAUGACAACAAGGUUGCAUGCCUUUCUCACAGAGACUCAAGAAAUCAGCUUGCUGUGACCAUAAGCAAAUCACACCAAGUUCUACAACAUGGGAAGCGGAGUCAGCUCUGAGUCUAAGGAAUCAGCCAAAAGGUCAAGGGAACUUGAAAAAAAGCUCCAAGAAGAUGCUGUGAAAGAUGCCAGGACAGUCAAGUUGCUCUUACUAGGUGCUGGAGAAUCAGGGAAAAGCACAAUUGUGAAACAAAUGAAGAUCAUUCACAAAGAUGGCUACACAGAGCAGGAGUGCCAAGAGUAUAGAUCUGUGGUUUACAGCAACACCCUGCAGUCGAUGCUGGCGAUUGUAAAGGCAAUGUCCACCCUUGGGAUUGAAUAUGGAAAUGCACAAAGGAAAGAAGACAUAAAGCAGCUUUUUGCGAUGGCAGAUUCUAUGGAGGAUGGUACCAUGUCUCCAGAAAUGGCUGAAAUAAUCAAACAGUUAUGGAAGGAUCCCGGGAUCCAGGCCUGUUUUGAAAGGGCAUCAGAAUACCAGCUCAAUGACUCGGCUGCCUAUUAUCUCAAUGAUUUGGAUAGACUAACCAAACCUGGCUAUGUACCAAACGAGCAGGAUGUCCUUCGCUCACGAGUCAAGACAACGGGGAUUAUCGAGACUCAAUUUUCUUUCAAGGACUUACACUUCCGAAUGUUUGAUGUGGGAGGACAAAGAUCUGAGAGGAAGAAGUGGAUACACUGCUUUGAAGGUGUGACUUGCAUCAUCUUCUGUGCUGCUCUCAGUGCCUAUGACAUGGUCCUUGUGGAAGAUGAAGAAGUGAACAGAAUGCAUGAAAGCCUUCACUUGUUCAACAGCAUCUGCAAUCACAAGUAUUUUGCAACCACUUCUAUUGUGCUGUUUCUAAACAAGAAAGAUCUCUUCCAAGAGAAGAUAGCUAAAGUGCAUCUCAGUGUCUGUUUUCCAGAAUACAAUGGAUCAAACACCUUUGAAGAUGCAGGAAAUUACAUCAAAAACCAGUUCCUAAAUCUGAACAUAAGAAAAGACGAUAAGGAGGUAUAUGCUCACAUGACCUGUGCUACAGACACCCAGAAUGUUAAGUUUGUCUUUGAUGCUGUGACAGACAUCAUCAUCAAAGAAAAUCUGAAGGACUGUGGUCUCUUCUAGCUCUUUAUGUGUUUUCUCUUCCUGAUCUCCUUUUCAUGUGCAAAGAGUCUCUGAUUAAAAGGGGGGGAAAUGGGAAAUGGAAAUGAUAUUCUAUAAACCAGGAUUUCAGGGUGGCUAAUAAAUUUUAUAUCACAGUUUAAACUCUCCAAUUCAUUUUGCAUUCCUAAACAAGGUUACUUCCUUCCAAGUCUACUGGAGUCAAUGGGUUUAGAAGGGAGUAAUUGUUUAGGACAGCAUUGUUGAUAAAGUAACUACCACACAGGCUCUUAUUUCUUUCUCAUUCUAUUUCUGCAAUUUAAACUUGAAUAUAUGAAAGGGCAGGGCUGUGAAUCUUUCUGAGAUUGUCAAUGUACCCCAUCCUUUAACUACAAUUUCUUAUCUCUUCCCUCAGUUUGGAAAUUCUGUGCUUAACUUAAUUGCAAACAUUUUUAUUACCA
Heteronotia binoei (common prickly gecko) is the source of this 1647-nucleotide messenger RNA. RefSeq names its product G protein subunit alpha transducin 3 (gene GNAT3). The record is from RefSeq and is a predicted model, not a curated record. Gene Ontology annotation, biological process: adenylate cyclase-modulating G protein-coupled receptor signaling pathway; detection of chemical stimulus involved in sensory perception of bitter taste; sensory perception of sweet taste. The transcript is spliced from 9 exons. The coding region runs from base 146 to 1210 and encodes 354 amino acids. Gene Ontology annotation, molecular function: GTP binding; G protein-coupled receptor binding; GTPase activity. NCBI's taxonomy places the organism in Eukaryota, Metazoa, Chordata, Lepidosauria, Squamata, Gekkonidae. Gene Ontology annotation, cellular component: photoreceptor inner segment; photoreceptor outer segment; heterotrimeric G-protein complex.